UAAUCAACAUGCGAAUGCCGGUGGAGGAGGAGGAGGGGGGAAUUUGAAUCAUCUAUUAGGACUGAGGAUGCCCCCGAGGGCUGUCGUUGGGAGCGGGAUAGGGUCUGGAUAUCCAGGGACGUCUGGAGGUGGGGGUGGGGUUACGCCGAGGAGGUCUAGAGGGAUUAGGGGAGCGUUUAAUAAGGACAAAUACGUCAACGCGCAAUUCCGAUUCGUCAUGAAACCGAGUGGGAAUUAUACGGCCCAUUUCGCCGAUCCUGAUCUCAUCUUCCCAUUCCAACAGAUAUUACAGGUGAUCGUCCCUACCACCCCGCUCUUGUCCCUCGCCCAGGGUCAACCGGUUGAUCUACACGAUCAUGAUCACGAUCACGAUCAAGGGCACACGCAUGAGGUGAAGCAGAAACAGUCGAGGGAACGGAAGGAACAGGAGGAGGAGGCUUUCAAGUGUCCGAUUUGUUUGGGGAAGCCGGUUGCGGGGCGGAUGACCAAGUGCGGGCAUAUCUUCUGUUUCCCCUGCAUCAUCCACUAUUUCACCUUGUCCGACGUCCCGCGGUCGGCCAAGUGUCCGAUUUGCGGGGAGACGAUUCAAGAGUUUUUGUUGAAGAGCGUUAGGUGGUGGGACGAGGAGAGCGCUGGGCAGGCGGGUGUCGAUGGGAAGCUCGUGUCUAAGCAAUUGCGGGCAGGUACCGGGGAGGUGGUAAAGGCAGCGAAAGUGGAGACGGAUUCGGAGACGGUCUUUGCGGCUGGCGAUCUCGAAGGUUUGGAGGAACAGCCGUCCAGGCCGUCUGGGAAUCGGGUCAAGAUGCGUCUCGUCCAACGACCUCAGAUCACCACGUUCGCCCUGCCCCGAUCCCCUACCUGGCCGUCCGAAGUCGUCCCCCUCAACCAAGCCCCCUGGCAUUUCAUCCCCGACGUCCUCUCGUUUUCCAAAUUCAUGCUGGCCACAUCGUCCUACAUGAUCUCUCAGCUCGAGAGGGAAGUGGCCGAGCUCGAACGUGAGCGGAUCAACCUGCGGGGAGACGAGCUUGGGUUGUCGUUUGUCGACGUGGCGAUGAGCAAGGUCAAGGAACAGAUCGAAAAGGCGAGGACCGAGUUGGACACGCCGGUCUUCAGGCGGAUGGAGAGGGAGGCGAGGGAGGGGGUGGCCGAGGUUCAGGAAGGGUGGAAGCGGAGAGUCGAACAGGCCGAGCAGAGGCAGCGAGAGAGACAGGCCAGGCAGCAGGACGAGCAGGAGGCGCAGCUGGUAGAUGGGGUGGAUGCGCUGGUCGUCGAUUCUGCCACGACCAUCAGCCCGGUGACGGCGACCACAGCGACAACGACCGCGUUGUCAGCGAACGCUCCUUCUUUCGUCAUGUCCAGCGGGACCGGUGAGGCCUCCUCGACACCCACCAAAUCCUCACGAAACAAGCGCCCUCCAGCGCAUAACAACAACCCUAACAACUAUUUCGCCGCGGACGACCCGGCCUACUUUUAUUACCAGGCCGAUAACGGCGCCAACGUGUACCUCUCACCGCUCGACAUCAAGAUCCUCCUCGGGCACUACAAGUCGUACACCGCCUUUCCCGAUACGAUCCUCGUCAAACCCGAGGGCGCCGACGAAGGGUCGAUGAACGAAGACCUGAGGAGACGGUGUAAAUACCUCGCACACCUGCAAUUGGGCACCAACGUCGUCUUUGUAGAAGCCGACUUGGAAGAGACGUUGGGCAAGGGCGCGGUACAGGCUUUCGAAGCGCCGUUGAAACGACGGAGGGACCGCAAGCGGGAAAAGACGAGGAAAGAGGAUCGGGCCAAGGUCAAGUGGGAAGCGCAGGAGAGGGAACGGUUGCCCUUUGGCGUGCCGCAUUCUCAUUCUCAACCCGCGGGGCCUAGCAAGGUGGCCACGACGAUGGGAGCUAUCGACCCGGGUUUGAUGCUGGAUGAAGACUUUUUGAACGCCCUAGAGAGGUCGAAUAACGAUCAUCCGGAGGGGUUGGCGGUCUCACCGGGGACGGCUAGCUUGAUCGCGCACAUGUCUACUGGGCGGAACGGACCUUCGCCGAGUGGGAUGUCGACGGGGAGCUCGACCGCAGCUCAAGCUCAAGGGCAAGGACAAGGACAAGGGCAGGGGCAGGGCAUCUGGGGGUCUCCUACGAACGGGACGAACAUGUCGUUCGCCUCUGCCCUUCAUACACCGGGGGGACCUCGUCCAGCAGCCCGGAGACGUGACCCGGAGGUGGACGAUGAGAUGGCGAGAGCGUGGUUGGAGUUUGAAGAACGCGCUGCGGCUUCACGGGCUAUACAUCAGGUCGAGGGGCAGGAUGCCGAAAAUGCUGGCACUGGGGGUGAGCAAGGUGUAGCGACAGGAGGUGGUGGUGGGAAACAGGGAGGGAAAAAGGGUAGGAAAAAGGUCGUCUUGUCCAUGGGUGGAGGCGGGCGACGAGGAUAACAAACAAACGACAAUCCUAGAAGGUUGUAGGAGAUCGCUAUUAUUCUGCCCUGCCUCCUUUCUGCUUCUGCCUGUACUGUAUCACUAGACCACUCGAUGCGCGAUGCAUCUUGACAAUGACGUCUUGCUCCGG
Molecule: messenger RNA, 2558 nt
Organism: Filobasidium floriforme
Lineage: Eukaryota; Fungi; Basidiomycota; Tremellomycetes; Filobasidiales; Filobasidiaceae
Product: putative alkylbase DNA N-glycosylase
Exons: 4
Coding region: 68-2425 (785 amino acids)
Biological process (GO): positive regulation of transcription by RNA polymerase II
Molecular function (GO): metal ion binding; transcription cis-regulatory region binding
Source: RefSeq, a predicted model, not a curated record